This is a messenger RNA of Gracilinanus agilis (Agile Gracile Mouse Opossum), 900 nucleotides long. RefSeq names its product trafficking protein particle complex subunit 1 (gene TRAPPC1). The coding region runs from base 196 to 633 and encodes 145 amino acids. Gene Ontology annotation, cellular component: TRAPP complex. The record is from RefSeq and is a predicted model, not a curated record. The transcript is spliced from 5 exons. Gene Ontology annotation, biological process: endoplasmic reticulum to Golgi vesicle-mediated transport. NCBI's taxonomy places the organism in Eukaryota, Metazoa, Chordata, Mammalia, Didelphimorphia, Didelphidae.
GGAGCGCUAGGUGUGACGGAACCAGGAGAGGUGGAGCCAUUCCGGGGUCGUAAGGAUCUUCUUCGCGUCACUGAGCUUCUCUAUGCAAAAAGAAUCGGGGGCGCCGUAAGAACCGGAAGUGGUGGGUGACAGAGAGUUUCCCCUCCCCCCCUGCAGUUCUCUGGUACGCAAGCGCAGAGCCGGGGUGCAUUUCUGAUGACUGUGCACAACCUGUACUUGUUUGAUCGAGAUGGGGUUUGCCUGCACUACAGCGAAUGGCACCGCAAGAAACAGGCGGGGAUCCCCAAGGAAGAGGAGUACAAGCUGAUGUAUGGAAUGCUCUUCUCCAUCCGAUCUUUUGUCAGCAAGAUGUCACCUGUGGACAUGAAAGAUGGAUUCCUGGCCUUCCAGACAAGUCGCUACAAGCUCCAUUACUAUGAGACACCUACUGGGGUCAAGGUUGUAAUGAACACAGACCUGGGCGUAGGGCCCAUUCGGGAUGUCCUGCACCAUAUCUACAGUGGGCUGUACGUGGAGUUGGUAGUGAAGAAUCCUCUGUGCCCGCUGGGUCAGACUGUUCAAAGUGAACUUUUUCGCAGUCGGCUUGACACCUACGUCCGAUCGCUACCCUUCUUCUCUGCCCGGGCUGGCUGAGAAUGGCAUUCCCCUAGAAAGACAUCUGUAUUCGUUCUAGAUCGUCCUGUUUGCUUGCGUCACCCAAAGAGCCUUCCACUCCUCCUCAGCCCUGUUCCGAAGCGGCUCCUCGAGGGAAUACAGGACUGAAUUCCCCUCCAGAUCCCUUACGCUCUCUUUCCUUCCGAUGCUCUAAUCCCACCUAGGCUACACCACCCUCCCUCAAUCCCUCCAGGCCCCUAUCUUGCAGUUUAUUGAGAAAAGCGGAGAAUAAAACUUUCAUCUGUC